GUUUGGUGUUUGGUGUGUUGCUGCAUUUUUUUUAAACCGGACGGAGGCCUUUAACGAUGGAGGAUCGGGAGUUGGAAAUGAUUCGGCGGCAGAGACUUGCUGAAUUACAGGCGCAGCGUGGGGAUGCUCCUGAUGAUCACCAAAACCAGCAAGAAGCGAAACAGCGGGAGUCAGAAAUGAGGAACAGUAUUCUUGCUCAGGUCUUAGAUCAAUCUGCUCGUGCUAGAUUGAGUAAUUUGGCUCUGGUGAAGCCUGAGAAAGCCAAAUCGGUGGAGAAUUAUCUAAUACAGAUGGCAAGAUUUGGGCACGCUGGUGGCAAAAUUUCUGAAUCAGGAUUGAUUGAAAUCCUUGAGAAAGUCAACCAACAAACAGGAAAGCAAACUAUUGUCAAGUUUAACAGAAGAAAAGUAAUGGAUUCUGAUGAAGAAGAUGAUUACUGACUUCUGAACGUACAAGAACUUAAUUUAAUAAUAUGGGGAAUAACAGCUAGAAAAAUAUGCGGUCAGAGGAUGGAUGUAUUUGAUAUUUUUCCCCUUGUUUACUGAGAGAGUUCUUCUCUGUAUAGUUUGAUAACUGUGGGUGGAAAUAACAAAUUCUUGACAACUUGCUGGUUCAAAAUGCUGUUUAGAAAGUGUAGCCGGGUGGUUGUGUGUGGAAAUUCACGAGACUGACUUUUUGACAAGGCGGAACACCAUUUUAAACAAUUUCCCUGGUUACUCCACUCACUGCUGAGAACAGCCACUAAGACCAAGUACAAUUGUGUGCAGGUAAUCCUGAUUAAUGUCUAAAUGGAAGAAAUAUCUGCAGUUUUAUUUCAAUCAAGUUUGAAUUAAACUGCUACACUGCAGAAUUAGAAAAAAAGCAGCUGACAUGUAAAUUGGGAAUAUUUUGCAACAAAAGCAAAUGCAACUUGUUUUGCAUACCUAAGUAUUGUUCUUUUUUUAAACUUUACUCUUUAGGAGCUGCAUUUAUGGAAAAAUGUUGGCAAACAGAUUUUCAUUCUAUAUGCUCUGCGGGCCACAAGGUGCUCCCUAAUGGGAGUGGAUAGUCAGCCCUUUUUGUUUUGUUAUUAUGUGGGUAAUAACUUUGAAAUUUAAUUUAAAACAUUACCUUUCAAUCAGUUCCCAAAUUUAGUCCAAACCUCAUUGCCUGUACGUAAUAAAGAUGUACUUCAUUUCAGUUA
This is a messenger RNA of Stegostoma tigrinum, 1183 nucleotides long. RefSeq names its product programmed cell death 5 (gene pdcd5). NCBI's taxonomy places the organism in Eukaryota, Metazoa, Chordata, Chondrichthyes, Orectolobiformes, Stegostomatidae. Gene Ontology annotation, molecular function: DNA binding. Gene Ontology annotation, cellular component: nucleus; cytosol. The transcript has 6 exons. Bases 57 to 440 code for a protein of 127 amino acids. The record is from RefSeq and is a predicted model, not a curated record.